AUGACCAAACCAAUCGUCCUCCACCUCGGCGAUGACAUUCGCUGGAAUCAUGACCAGUACAGCAAGUUCAAAGAUGUCUUUGAGAUCCGCCGGUCCUACAGCAUGUCUCGGCCGGAGUUUAUCCGAGCCCUAAAAGAUCGCCAAUUCGGCGACUUCUUCGCCAUCUACCGCCCAUUUUGGAAUACUGGAGGUGAGAUGGGGAACUGGGAUGAGGAGCUUGUCUCGCUGCUCCCAGAUUCCUGCAAGGUCUAUGCUAGUGCCGGUGCCGGGUUUGAUUGGGUUGAUACUGCAGCUUUGGCGAAGAAGGGAGUUAUUUACUGCAAUGCCGCUGCAGCCUGCACAGAAUCCGUCGCCGAUGCCGCAAUCUGGCUCAUAAUCUCAACAUUCCGUCUGUUUUCUUGGUCACACAUUGCCGCACGCGCUCUGGACGCUGAUGCAUUUGUCGACGCAAACCGUAACCUGGCAAUGGUCUCACACAAUCCCAAUGGCAACACACUUGGAAUCAUUGGAUUUGGUCAAAUUGGACGGCGCACUGCUGAGAAAGCCUUCCUGGCCAUGAACAUGAAGAUUCAUUACCAUGAUAUUGUCCAAAUGCCCGCACACCUGGAAGCCGUCUCCAAGGCCACAUACCACAAGGACAUGGACAGCCUCCUCGCUCUUUCAGACUGUGUAAUGGUUGCGACGCCAUUUAGCGGGGAGACACUCCUCAAUGCGUCUCUGCUCGCGAAGAUGAAGACCGGCUCGCGACUCAUUAACAUUGCUCGUGGCAAGCUUCUCGAUGAAGGCGCUCUUGUUGAUGCCCUGAAGAGUGGCAAGCUCGCCGCUGCUGGAUUGGAUGUUCACUACGACGAGCCGCAUGUUAGUCCGGAGCUUGCAGCCAUGAAAAACGUUGAGAUGAUGGCACACAACGCAGGUGCUUCGGUUGACUCACAUAUCGGGUUUGAAAGGUUGGGUAUGGAGAAUAUCGUUUCGUUCUAUCAGAACGGGAAGGCUAUUACCCCCGUUAAUGCGCAUCUGGUCGCAAAGGCGACAGGUUCUAAGCUAUAG
Messenger RNA from Penicillium expansum, 1047 nucleotides. Its product is annotated as D-mandelate dehydrogenase-like dehydrogenase. The transcript is spliced from 2 exons. The record is from RefSeq and is a predicted model, not a curated record. Gene Ontology annotation, molecular function: hydroxypyruvate reductase [NAD(P)H] activity; NAD binding; glyoxylate reductase (NADPH) activity. Gene Ontology annotation, cellular component: cytosol. Bases 1 to 1047 code for a protein of 348 amino acids. NCBI's taxonomy places the organism in Eukaryota, Fungi, Ascomycota, Eurotiomycetes, Eurotiales, Aspergillaceae.